AUGACGGUGACAAGUGAUCGUGAUGACAAACGUCGAAUUUUGUACAAUGAGGGCUGGUCCGUUAUUUAUGGUGACCUUAUCAACGAAUGGGACGUAAUCACAGGCAUUGCUUCUAUCCCUUUCGGCGCUACUGGUGCCUGGUUUUCCCAGCAGGUUCAAGCUCAACUGCAGAAAUUCCAACAAAGCCUAAGUGAUGUCUCCGAUGAUAUCGUCAAUCAGGCAAGAGACUACCUAAAAGAUCUGUUACAACACAAAAACACCGGCGAGAGAAACUUUGAUGGAUUAGGGGUAAAAGUUGGAAUCCUCACGUACGAGCGUCGGCUGGAAGCCUUUGGGGGGUGGACAAAGCUGCCAGACAAUUAUCAGCCGUACUUGGCUCUGCGCAUUACCAAGCCUAUGACACCGAUCGGGCCGCCCAUAACCACAGAAGCCAAAAACCGACCCACGCCAUCCGGCGUCAAUCUUGGCUCCCGUCUCAAAACAAAUGGCCAGACAAUGAAUGAAGGUGAUUAUCUUCAAUCGGAUAAUGGUUUUUAUCGGUUCAUCUGUCAGGGUGAUGGAAAUAUUGUUCUGUAUGGGCCUGGAAACUCAGUUGUCUGGCAGUCACAUACCGAUGGGAGAGGUUAUCCACCUUUUCGCAUUGUCGCGCAGGCAGACCGCAAUAUCGUUCAAUACGACAGAAACAGUACACCGUCUUGGAGGACAGGAACCGGUAUAGCGGGAUCUGACCAUCCCGAAUGUGUUCUUGUCCUCCAAGACGAUCGGAAUUUGGUUUUUUAUGACCCAGCGGAUCAUUGGAAGGUUUUAUGGAGCACCAACACAGCAACAUGA
This is a messenger RNA of Penicillium griseofulvum, 831 nucleotides long. RefSeq lists its product as uncharacterized. Lineage: Eukaryota; Fungi; Ascomycota; Eurotiomycetes; Eurotiales; Aspergillaceae. The record is from RefSeq and is a predicted model, not a curated record. The transcript has a single exon. Bases 1 to 831 code for a protein of 276 amino acids.